GUCAAGUUGGGGUAGAGUCAGUCCAGCCCCAUCCAUACCACCCGAUGGGAGCUCGAGGAGCAGGGACCCGAGGCAGGUCAGGGCCCCUGCCCUGGGUACUGCUGCUGUCCAUGCUGCUGACCCUGAGCCCUGAGGCUGCCCUGCAACCCCGGAGGUCCAGCUCCUGGCAGUCUCCAAGGGAAGAAGCAGCGACCUCGAGGGUGCAAGAGGUGACCAGUGGACCCCAGGACAGGGCAGGCAGGGCCCAAGUGUGCGGGAAGCCAAAGGCAGUUGGGAAAAUAUACGGCGGCCAGGACACAGAGGCUGGCCGGUGGCCGUGGCAGGCAAGCCUGCUGUACCGUGGCUUGCACCUCUGUGGAGCUGUCCUCAUCGACUCCUACUGGCUGGUGUCCACUGCCCACUGCUUUCACAACAAAUCCCAGGCCCUAGAGGACUAUGAGGUUCUACUGGGGAACACCCAACUGUACAAGCAAACCCAGCACACCCAGAAGAUACCCUUGAGCCGGAUCAUCACCCACCCAGACUUUGAGAAGUUUCAUCCCUUUGGGAGUGACAUUGCUAUGUUGCAACUGCACCUGCCUGUGAACUUCUCACACUAUGUCAUCCCUGCCUGCCUCCCGCUCCCAGACAUGCAGCUGCCCCCUCACGCAUCCUGCUGGAUAACUGGCUGGGGCAUGCUCACAGAGGACAGCAAGCUGUUACCACCCUUCUCUCUCCAGGAGGCUGAAGUAGGCCUCAUUGGGAACAAGCUCUGCAGUCUCUUAUACAAGCACAAAACUGGCAAGGACCGCUUGGUGCAGGAGGAGAUGCUGUGUGUCGGGAAUUUCUCUACAGGAACAUCCAUCUGCAGUGGUGACUCUGGGGGGCCCCUUGUCUGCUACCACCAUGGUGCCUGGGUCCUGAUAGGACUGGCCAGCUGGGGUCUGACCUGCCGGCACCCCACUAACCCCAGCAUCUUCACCAAGGUCACGCACUUCAUUGACUGGAUCAGCACAGUCAAGAGGCUCACUGCUGUCCCCAGCCCACUGCCAGCUCCUCCUCCCACAGACUUUGUGCCCCAGCUUCUGAGAGCCACAGGCUCCAGCAAGAGCUGCAGUGUCCUCGGGCCAGCACAGACCUGCCUCCUGCUGUCAUUUAUGCUUCCGGCCCCAUAGCAGGCCUGGGGGUGAGAACACCACCCAUCUGCAUCCCCUCUGUUCAGGCCUCAAGCUGUGCUGAGUCUCUCUC
Messenger RNA from Cavia porcellus (domestic guinea pig), 1227 nucleotides. Its product is annotated as putative serine protease 47. The transcript has 5 exons. Bases 45 to 1154 code for a protein of 369 amino acids. NCBI's taxonomy places the organism in Eukaryota, Metazoa, Chordata, Mammalia, Rodentia, Caviidae. Gene Ontology annotation, molecular function: serine-type endopeptidase activity. Gene Ontology annotation, biological process: proteolysis. The record is from RefSeq and is a predicted model, not a curated record.